AUGAUUGCAAAUAUUUUUCAUAAAAAUAUACAUAUAAAUAAAAGUUUAAAUAUUAGCAACACCUUUUUUUCUUAUUUUAAUAAAAGAAGUGUUCUUCAAACAAAGUUUAAAAAAAAAAAUGAUACAUCCUAUAACUUACCAUUUAAGGUAAGUAGAACUAUUUCAGGAAAUUUGCCAGUGUACCCAAAAAUUAGAAGACAUGGUACCAUUGUCACUACAAUAGUUAGGCACAUUUAUGGAGAUAUAAAAGUUUUUAAAGAUCAUUUGAGAAAUAUUUGUGAAGCCCCAGUAAGAGAACAUGUUGGUUAUAUAGAAGUAAAAGGAUUACACACUUUAAAAAUAAAACAGUGGCUACAACACAUUGGCUUUUAA
Messenger RNA from Plasmodium adleri (nom. inval.), 372 nucleotides. RefSeq names its product mitochondrial large subunit ribosomal protein, putative. Gene Ontology annotation, molecular function: structural constituent of ribosome. The coding region runs from base 1 to 372 and encodes 123 amino acids. The transcript is spliced from 3 exons. The record is from RefSeq and is a predicted model, not a curated record. Gene Ontology annotation, cellular component: ribosome; mitochondrial large ribosomal subunit. NCBI's taxonomy places the organism in Eukaryota, Apicomplexa, Aconoidasida, Haemosporida, Plasmodiidae. Gene Ontology annotation, biological process: translation.